ACAAACCAACCAGAAGAGUUCCCUCCGAACGCAAAAACCUCACCGGAAAAUAGAUAACACAACAAACAAAAUGCCUUGCGCUUUAGUUGCACCAAACUCUCCGAUCUUCUCGCCGUCGAAAAUUUCGUCCAUUUUCUGCCGGUCAUCUUCCUCCUCAUGCUCUUCUCCUAGAGUACUCCUCCAUGUCCCGCCCCCAACGCCGUCGUCACGGUCAAACAACAACCCGCUGUCGUCGCCGAACGCUUUCUCGGCGAGGUUUCAGAGCCAGCGGCAUGUGAUUUGUAACUACACGAGGGAUCCUUCGGGUUUGGGCUCGGGUCCGGCUCUGAAGAGGAAGAGGCCGAUGAGGAUUGAUAUUCCGAUUGCGCCGGUCAGUCUUGCCGUUGUCUCGCCGAAGAAGGAGGAGAGAGUUGAGGCUGUGGAGGUUGACGAAGAUGGAUAUUCAGUGUAUUGCAAAAGAGGCAAAAGAGGUCCCAUGGAAGAUCGCUACUCCGCCGUGGUUGAUCUUCAUGGUGAUUCCAGACAGGCGUUCUUUGGCGUGUUUGAUGGGCAUGGAGGCUCAAAGGCAGCUGAAUUUGCAGCCAAGAACUUGGAUAAGAACAUCGCGGAUCGUUUGGCGAGUGGAGAAGAAGAGAAAGUAAUGGAAGCAGUGAGAGAUGGUUAUUUGGCGACUGAUAUUGAGUUCUUGAAAGAGGAUGUUAGUGGUGGUGCUUGCUGUGUGACUGCCUUGGUGCAUAAAGGUAACCUUGUGGUGUCGAAUGCUGGUGAUUGUCGCGCUGUGAUGAGCCGAGGAGGCGUUGCUGAGGCGCUUACCUCUGAUCACCAUCCUUGUAGAACAGAUGAAAGAGCGAGAAUUGAGAGCUUGGGUGGUUAUGUGGAUUGUUGCCGCGGUGUUUGGAGAAUACAAGGCUCUCUUGCUGUUUCAAGAGGAAUUGGAGAUCGCCAGCUAAAGCAAUGGGUUAUAGCAGAACCAGAGACUAAAGUUUUAAAAAUCAAUACUGCAUGCGAGUUCUUAGUGUUAGCUUCUGAUGGUCUUUGGGACAAGGUUACUAAUCAAGAGGCAGUUGACGUAGUUCGCCCUCUAUGCGUUGGAAUCGAUAAGCCGGAGCUCUUUUCUGCUUGUAAAAAACUUGUUGAUCUGUCUGUAAGUAGAGGUUCCCUGGACGAUACAAGCGUGAUGAUAGUCCAAUUAGGCCGUUUUGUUUCAUAAUUCACUUUUAGCGGAAAGGAGAUUCAGAUUGUGACAGCUGGCAUUCUUCCAAUGCAAGUGAGAUUUAGACUAAUCUUGCAGCUUUAGAAGCUAGAAAGACUACUCUUCUGCAAAUGACCUUUAGAUUAUGCCGCUCAUGUUGGCUUUUAGUACUGACAAUCUACAGAGAAGCAUUGCAGUACUAUAAAUUUUCCCUUAACAGUAGAACAGUAGUAUCAGAAACACAUUACAAAUGGUGUUGCUUGUAAAUUUUCACUUCAAAAUCUCUAUUAAACGAUCAUCAGACGCCUACCCUUUAUUCCAA
Messenger RNA from Argentina anserina (silverweed cinquefoil), 1514 nucleotides. RefSeq names its product probable protein phosphatase 2C 25. Gene Ontology annotation, biological process: peptidyl-threonine dephosphorylation. Gene Ontology annotation, molecular function: cation binding; protein serine/threonine phosphatase activity. The record is from RefSeq and is a predicted model, not a curated record. NCBI's taxonomy places the organism in Eukaryota, Viridiplantae, Streptophyta, Magnoliopsida, Rosales, Rosaceae. Bases 71 to 1210 code for a protein of 379 amino acids. The transcript is spliced from 4 exons.